GUUACCCCGCUUCGAUAAAACAGCUCGGAGUUAUCCUUCAGUCAUGGUUGCCGUUCUGGAGUGCGGGACUGUCGUUCAUUCGUCAUGACAAUGAACAGCUACUUGUGUUUAAUCCUCAUCAACACCGGUCUUAUAUUGUCGUCAGCUGAAGGAGAGACAGAGACUGGAUCCAAUAUGUAUAGUCAUGCAGUGUUCCUGCUCAAAACUGAACCAGUCACCACAACUGAACCAUAUCUGAGUACUGUGCUCAUCCCAACAGAGAACAAAAUCCAGACAUCAAUCCCUACAUCUACAGGAGGUCUCUGGUUCCAUGCGGGUAGUUUCAUAGGUGGUAUGAUGCUGGCCUUUGUUAUCAUAAUGUCUGUUGCUCUGGUUUACAAGUUGGCCUGCUCACAACGUGAAGUGUGCUACAGAGCCAUUGAGGAGCAUGAUACCAUCAUAUAAAAAUGGAGCCAGGAAAAAAAAAAAAAGUCAGGACAACACGGACACUUCACUACAAUGUAGAAGCUUAUGUUUCCAAAAGUUUUGUUCAUGUUAAAAAAUGAUUAAGGGUCAAGGAUCUGUGUUUGUUAUGAUAUAUUUCAUAUUGUAAUCUCCAAUAGGUUGUGCAAUACUUGAGAUAUUUGAUAAUUUUCUAAAGUUCUUGAAAUGUAUACUUGGACUCAAAUGUAUUGUCAAGAUUUUGUGUGUAAAUUAGUCUAGUAUUUGUACCACAGGACAUUUUAAUGAGUUGGGUUUGUACUAAAGUUACUUCAGUGUACACUGUAAGGGCAUUUGAAAAGAAUGCUUUGGUAUUUUUGAAAGGGGUUGUUGAUAUUAUUGUAACACUUCACAAUAAGGUUCCAUUCCUAAACAUUAAUUAAUGCAUUAGGUAUCAUGAACUAACAAUGAAUAUUUUUUACAGCAUUUAUUAAUCUUUUAUAAUUCUAGUUAAUAAAAAUACAAUCGUUCAUUGUUAGUUCAUAGUACUUCAAUUUAAAACAGCUUGGACAUUUGCUCAGACACACUCUACAAUACAUGUAUAAUGAUAUAUUCUUUGCUCACAAUGCACAAGACACCAUGAGUAUCUGAUCAAAAGACAGCAUCUACCAAAGUAUAUACUUUAUUCCAGGCCAAUUUCAAAGUAAUAUGUAAAGAGAUACAAUGAAACAGAACUUAAGGUUCUAAAGUACAUGCACAUACAUUGAUUAAAAAAAAAAAAAACAGAGAGAGAGAAUAAUAAAUGUAUAUAAAUUCAUUCUGGGUGCAUUUAAAGAAAACUAAAUACCAAUCCAUUAACUUGUGUGAUUAGUACUACCACUACAAAAAAAAAAGUAAACAUUUACUAUAUAAUCUGAGCAGGUGCACACUAAGCAAGCAUAAAAUCAUGUUUAAGUGACAAAUACAUUUGACUCAAUGUUUUAUAAACGUGCAAUACCAGCACUGUACUCACAAUUCAUAAAAACAUUUUGUUGCAUUGCUCUCUCCAACACUGUUUUACCCCACUAGAGUCUGCCAUCAAUACUAUGUUUGCAAAAAUAGAUAUUUCUCUUUUAUUUCCACGUUUAUUUUCUCUAGAAACUCUAACUUUGAUUACUAUGGCCUAGCUUGCCAGUUUUGAUCAUAAAACUUGAACAUCAUUUUCCUUACUGGGGCAAUUGAGUUAUACACCUUAGCAGUGUAUUCAUGCCAACAGACCACAGAAUAUCACUCAAAUAAACCAUAAAAACAAAAAUACAUUUAGAGCAUGGGCCAGUCAUUGAGCGAAGAUUGUGUAGUGUUAAGUUAACCAUAUUGUAAACACAAGUAAAUAUUCAUAUUGAAUGGCUAUAUGCAAAGCAUCUGCAGGGAAUUUAUAAUCUGAAGUUCCUGUAGCGUUCCACUACUGCUGAAUGAUGUAAACCAUGUAGCAAAAGACCGUUCUAGGUAACCUGCUUUGUGUCUUUAGUAUUGAUCAGAACCAGCAUAAGAGGGCUCGUCGAAUCAUGAGUCAUUAAAAAUCCCCUGACAAAUCAAUUAGACCUUUUCUCAGUAGCUUAUGCCUUACGUGUACAUAUAAAGUAUGAUAAAUUACUUUUAGUUGCCCUUUAAUUUUAAAGAGAAAAGAAUCUUUGGAAGCCUCAUUGAAUGAAAUCCUGACAGAACUGAUUGUUUCCUUUAAAGUCUACUCUAUCAUUCAUAUUGAUCAAGUUCAAGCUAACAGCUACUCAACACCACUAACCCUCAAGACGUGCUCAUCUACCCUUCUAAAACUUAACAGAACCUUCCUAUUUCUGCCCAAUCUCUGUCUUAGCACCAAACAGCAUCAAUAUAACUGGCACAAACCUUUAUUGGAGCUCAUAAAGUGAUGUCUGUUUAAAAAGCCAAGCUUUUUUUGUUUUGUUUAAAUAGUUGAUGAAAGUGCCCUUGAUAUUUUGUUCCUAGUUUUGGCUGAAGGUUGAGAUAUUUUUUUUUACUAAAUACAGUAUGCAAAAACAUACUAAAAUUGUAAGAUAAAAAUAGAUAUCUGUAUAAAAAAAAACAGACUUCCACCAAACGAUCAUUUCUGAUUAUAGUAAAACAGAAACGACGACUUCAAUCUAUUCAGUGUUUCUGUCAAUUAUUUCAUGUUACUCAAAGGCAGCUCUUUCAGAAUAGUUGUUCUGUAUAAAUCAGUAAGGCAAAAAAACAAACAGAAAAAAAAACAUUCUGAUCACACAUGAAUGCCACAACCCUCAAGAAACAAAAUCAGGCUUAAAUAAAA
Messenger RNA from Xyrauchen texanus (razorback sucker), 2722 nucleotides. RefSeq names its product transmembrane protein 123 (gene tmem123). The coding region runs from base 85 to 444 and encodes 119 amino acids. Lineage: Eukaryota; Metazoa; Chordata; Actinopteri; Cypriniformes; Catostomidae. The transcript is spliced from 4 exons. The record is from RefSeq and is a predicted model, not a curated record.